GUAUGUAUAACCAGCAGAAAAAUCUAAUUUUUUUGGUAGAAUCGAAGAGAGGAAUGAAAAAAUGAACACCAUUUAAUCGUGUUCUUUCCCAAUCAAUUCACAAACCCUAGUUCCCAAAAUCUGAUCGUAGCUCCUUCUUCUUCUUCUUCUUCAUUCAGCAUGACAUCGUUGGGAUCUCUGAAAUCAACGAUAUUCGACAGAGAAGAGAGAAAACAGCAGUAUCAAGCACAUAUUCUUGGCCUCAAUGCAUAUGAUCGCCACAAAAAGUUUAUCAAUGAUUACGUUACUUUCUAUGGGAAAGAAGAAAAACCUUCAACCUUAAAGUUGCCCAUUAAAACAGAUAAAGACACGCUAAGAGAGGGAUAUAGAUUUAUACGUUCAGAGGAAGAUGAUAUGGAUCCAUCAUGGGAGCAAAGGCUGGUGAAGCGUUAUUAUGCUAAGCUUUUUAAGGAAUACUGUCUUGCUGACAUGUCGCAGUACAAGAGUGGUAAGAUUGGUCUCAGAUGGAGAACAGAGAAGGAAGUCAUGUCUGGCAAGGGCCAAUUUUUAUGCGGUAACAAGCAUUGCAAUGAGAAAGAUGGAUUAGCAAGCUAUGAGGUGAACUUUUGUUACUUUGAAGCUGGAGAGAACAAACAAGCUCUAGUUAAAUUGGUAGCAUGUGAGAGAUGUGCAGGGAAACUUAACUACAAGAGGCAGAAAGAGAAGGAGCAAUUAGAAAAAAGACAACAAAAGCAUGAUAGAAGAAAGAGGAGCCGUUCAAAGAGUGAUGAUGAUGAUCUAGAUGAGAGCCAAGAAAGUGAAGAGAGAAGACGAAAAGGAAAGAGGGCGUUGGUGUCAUCCAGUGAUCAUAAAAUUGACGAGGAUGAUGAUAACAUAGACGAGUUUCUCGAGGGGAUGUUUCCCUGAUUUUUUACUCUGAUUCAUUGCUAUAUCUGAAAAGUAUAUCUUGAGACCAAAGCUGGGAAAGAUGGAAAAAGGUUAGACAGUGCUGGGAGCAAGUGGGUACUGCAGGUGGAUGCCUAUAAUAUAGGAAUAUGGUGAGACCAUUGAUGCUUGAGACAAAACUCUGUUUAGCCUAUGGAGUCCUUCGAAAUUGUGCACACUAUAAUUGCUUAACAUAUGCUGGAUGCUUAGGAGCUUGUAUUCUGUACAGUUUACUAUAUAUUAUAUUUAUAUCUCCUUGUAAUCGCAGUUAUAAAUAUGCGAAGUAGAAGGAUCUGUUCCAUGUUCUGGGCUUUGUUUUAAAAUUAUCCAUUUAUUGAGCUUUAAUAAAAUAUGGUGAAAAAUGACCAUUCAUCAAA
This is a messenger RNA of Medicago truncatula (barrel medic), 1301 nucleotides long. RefSeq names its product protein FRA10AC1. Gene Ontology annotation, biological process: dephosphorylation. The transcript is spliced from 11 exons. Bases 160 to 906 code for a protein of 248 amino acids. NCBI's taxonomy places the organism in Eukaryota, Viridiplantae, Streptophyta, Magnoliopsida, Fabales, Fabaceae. Gene Ontology annotation, molecular function: phosphatase activity. The record is from RefSeq and is a predicted model, not a curated record.